This is a messenger RNA of Hordeum vulgare subsp. vulgare (domesticated barley), 821 nucleotides long. RefSeq names its product multifunctional methyltransferase subunit TRM112 homolog A-like. The transcript has a single exon. The record is from RefSeq and is a predicted model, not a curated record. Gene Ontology annotation, molecular function: protein heterodimerization activity. Gene Ontology annotation, biological process: rRNA (guanine-N7)-methylation; tRNA methylation; peptidyl-glutamine methylation. Lineage: Eukaryota; Viridiplantae; Streptophyta; Magnoliopsida; Poales; Poaceae. Bases 179 to 580 code for a protein of 133 amino acids.
AGUCGAAGCAACCAGCCCAGAAGGGCCGAAACCCAGUCCCGCUACUCCACUUUCCCUUCUCCUUCCAAUCCACCACUCCGCCGCUAGGGUUUUCAGGUUUUAUUGCGCAGCAGCGGCGGCGGUCGGCGGCGACAACCAAACCACCGCGAGAGCUCGAGCGAACUCGAGGUGGGGGGAGAUGAGGCUCCUCACGCACAACUUCCUGGCGUCGAACGUGAAGGGCGUGAGCACGGGCUACCCGCUCGCGCUGGAGGUCGCCAAGACGUCCAUCAAGGAGGUGGAGCUCAACGUCGACUUCCUCCGCGGGAUCCUUCCCAAGAUCGACUGGCGGGCGCUCUUCGCCGCGACCAGCGCCGCUGGGUUCCCGGAGCUGCUCGCGGCGGAGCAGCCGCCCGAGGCAGAGCUCUUCGCCGAGGGCGCCGCGGACGUCGAAGGCAGCGCGAUCCGCCGCCUCCACCACGCGCUCCUCGAGAUCCACGUCGAAGAGGGCACCCUCGUUUGCCCCGAUAGCGGCCGCUCCUUCCCCAUCCUGAAGGGCGUCCCCAAUAUGCUUCUCCACGAGGACGAGGUGCGGCACUGACUCGCGAGUAUCACCAGCCGGCUGCCUUGCUUGCUUGUUUGUUUGCUCGUGCCACAUACGGUUGGUUAUGUAUGCACUUCCAGGGCUUGGACUCCUAAGAUUGUGCGUAUGAACUAUCUUAGUAUGAAUUGUGUAUUUUUGAAGUCGUGCCUUGAUAAAAACUACUCCUACCUGUGACGUUUUGCUCCAAAUCGCGCUUUUGUUUCAUAUAUUGGGGCUUCUGAACCUCGACUUUACUCAA